Molecule: messenger RNA, 4536 nt
Organism: Phycodurus eques (leafy seadragon)
Lineage: Eukaryota; Metazoa; Chordata; Actinopteri; Syngnathiformes; Syngnathidae
Gene: rcor2
Product: REST corepressor 2
Exons: 13
Coding region: 1444-3102 (552 amino acids)
Biological process (GO): negative regulation of DNA-templated transcription; regulation of transcription by RNA polymerase II
Cellular component (GO): histone deacetylase complex; transcription regulator complex
Molecular function (GO): transcription corepressor activity
Source: RefSeq, a predicted model, not a curated record
CGACUUGCCGGCUGCUUCCAUUUGUGCUCCACGCCGCCACUUCACUUCAUUGAGCACAAAUUGGGGGAAUUAAAGCGUAAUUGGGGCACAUAACUCUUUAUUUGGAAGAUUGUCAAAGCCACCGUGAAAGAGAGAGACGUAUAUAAGUUUGGAGCUCGGCGGAGGAACGAGGCACGCAGGUACAACGGCACUGUUGUGUCGACUCGCAACUCGGAGUAAACGUUACUAAUGUAACGCGGAGGUGCUAGCCUCCUCCGCGAGCUAAGUGGCUAACGCUAGCAUCCCAACUAUUAUACGAAUAGUACACACGCCGGACUCGGGAGGAGGACUGCGAGCGCCCACGCUUUGAAAAUAAAUAUCCACUUCUUGCGAGGCGACCAAACACCUCGAAGGAAAAGAAAUGGAGUUAUUAUGUGAAAAGGAGCGACUCUCUCCUGACUUCCGCGAGAGUCGCUCGCUGCCGUGGCGACCGACGUUCGAGCGUGGCGAAAACAAAAGGGACGGACUCGUGUUUGGCACCCGAACCGCAAACCGAGAGCUCACUCGGCUGUUAAAAGGCCCUGGGGCGCAAUUGGGGAAGUAGAGCCCGAGUCAUCGCAUCGGGCGUUAAUUGCGGGGUAACCAAUGAAGCAAACAACUUCAAUGCAUUUGAAACAACAAUUAUCUCCUUGACGUCGCGUCUUUCGCCUCUGCUGCACUAGUUUUUUUUUUUUUUUAAUAAAUAUACUGAUCAUUGUGUUCGAGGCUACCAUCGUGGUGACCGAGGCUAGCACAGUAACUCUCCCUUUUGUGCUUGGGGGAAAAAAAAGAAAAAAAAACCUCGACAAAUGUCGGUUUUGAGUAUUCCUGGGAUGUUAAUGUCGUCGGGACAGCUGUUGCAGUUAGGGGGAAGGGGGGCAUUUUGAGAGACAAAGACCCCCAUAGAGGACCCUGCAUUGUCCUUCAGAAUUGGUCUUUCAAACACUUUUUUGGGGUAAGUUUGGGGGAAAAGAAGGGGUUUUGUUUUGUUUUUGUUUGUUUUUCCUUCUCCGAUUUGAGUUGUUUGGAUGCGAGUGUGAUGGGAUGACCUCAUGUGACCGAUGAAGAGGAGGAGGAGGAAGGCUUGACAACAGAAGGCUGCUGCGCAUUGUAUAUUUGUCUUCUUUUUUCCUCUCCGUAUAUUUGGAGGAUCAAGUGAUGGAGAUCAACUAUUGGAGACGUUUUAUGAUCUUUUUGGGAGUGUUAAAGCAGUUGUCCUCAAAGUUUGUACACCAAGUACUACCUCAAAAAAUGCUUGGCUCGACAAGUACUGUGUGUAAGACACCGUAACAUUAGUCGCAGUUUCCUAUUUUGGUGAUUCAAUUAAAAAUGUGUUGCACAUAAAGUUCAAAAUUGUUCUGCCAUUAAAAUUUUCAAAACAAACAGUCAUUGAUUAAAUGCAAAUGUAUUGGACUUAAGAGUGAAAUGCAACUGAACUGUGUUAACGGGGGAGCGUUUGAAAUGUGUUCAGGCUCUGCGCUGGUGUCUUGCGAAACCAUGCCCUCGGUGAUGGAGCGCUCCGGGGCCGCCGGCGUGCUGUCCCGGAGCCGGACCAAGACGGUAACCAACGGCAACAGCCAACCGCAUUCCGAGGAGGAGAGCAGCGACGAGGAGCACGCUCACGAUAGCAUGAUCCGAGUGGGAGGAGACUACCAGGCCCAGAUCCCGGAGUUUAAACCAGACAUCCCGGCACGUUACGCUGAGAAGGAGCAGAGGAGCAUGUUGGUGUGGCGUCCCAACAGUCAGCUGUCGGAUGCAAUGCUGGAUAAAUACAUCCUGAUGGCGAAAGAAAAACAUGGCUACAACAUGGAGCAGGCCCUGGGCAUGCUGCUGUGGCACAAGCACGAUGUGGAGCGCUCGCUGGCCGACUUGGCCAACUUCACGCCCUUCCCCGACGAGUGGACGGUGGAGGACAAAGUGCUGUUCGAACAGGCCUUCAGCUUCCACGGGAAGAGCUUCCACCGCAUCCAGCAGAUGCUUCCUGACAAGCUGAUCUCCAGCCUGGUGAAAUACUACUACGGCUGGAAGAAGACACGAACCAGAACCUCCGUCAUGGACCGGCAGGCCAGGAGGCUGGUGAGCAAGAGGGAGAAAGACGAUAGCAAUGAUGAACCCGAGGAAGGAGAGCCCGGCAGCGACAGCGACUUUGAGCUUGAUGCCAAGAAGGAGGCAGCCAAACAGAACUCCAACGGCGCCGCCUCGGACAAGGUCGUCCCCGGUCGCUCCGGCCCGAUCAAGAAGGAGAACAUCGGGGCUCAGUACCGCCACCACCCGCUCAGAGCGCGCCGCCGGCCGCCCAAGGGCAUGCACCUGGAGCGGGCCGACAUCACGUCGCUGUCCGCCUCGCACGACUCCGGCGUGCUGACCAUAAGACAGCUGGACGCACAGCUGGUGUCGCUCAAGCGACAGGUCCAAAGUAUAAAACAGAACAACAGCAGUUUGAAACUGAGUCUGAACGGAGGUGUCGACACUUUCAGACCCACUGAGCCCGCCCCCAAGAUGAACGCCCGCUGGAGUACAGAAGAGCAGCUGCUGGCCGUGCAAGCGAUCCGCCGCUACGGCAAAGACUUUACAGCCAUUGCCGACGUGAUUGGAAACAAGACGUCUGCUCAGGUGAGCUCGUUCUUCGUGAGCUACCGCCGCAGGUUCAACCUGGACGAGGUGCUGAGGGAGUGGGCUGCCGAGCAGGUGGCCGUCCGAGACCUGAGGAGGAGCGGCGAAGAGGCGGUGACUGCGUCAGAAGGGGCAGCGGAGGAGGAAGAGGUCAGGACGGAGGACUCGUGUUCAGAUGCGGCCGGGGGCUCCUCGCCCCGCUCCUCCGCCCGGACCCCCUCGUCGCUGUCCCAGCCUCCCCCGCUGAUGCGCCCGGCGCCGCCCUCGGCCCCGCCCGGCCUCCUGCGCCAGCCUCCGCCGCUGCAGACCCGCCCGCUCCAGAACCGUGCCCCUCACAACCACCCGCCGCCGCCCCUCAUCCGGCCCGCCGUCACCUCCUCGUCCGGUAGCUCCGUCCUCAGGGCUUCUCCUGCCGGUUGCUCGCCGCCGUCGCUGGUGGGGAUCAAGGUGGAGCAGGCCAACUCUCACUAGGAGAAAAGUUGCAAAAGGGUGGAACAUUUUCAGUACAUUUCCCAAACGUUUUGAUGAAUUUCAAUGGUAAAUGAAGCUGGAAAUAUUCCACAUUGGAAACUUUCCAUGGGAAUUAAUGUGAAUUGAGAAUAAUUUAAGUGUAAAUAUAAACAUUUGUUUUGUCAGAAGCAGAUGUAGAUUGGCUACAUCUGAGCGUGUAACAUAACCUUCAUUCCUUUGUUUGUGUUUUGCUGCUUUACUUGAGCAGCGUUUCGCAAAUGUUUGCUUACAACACGACGCAAAAAAAUUGACCAAGUGACAGGUUGAAGUCAAAAAACUCAAAGGUUGGUGCACUUGAAACAAAAACUCCUAAAAAUACAACCAAGCGCACAACUAAACUGUCAGCAGGAGGUUUGAUUUGAGGUAGGAGCAGAAAAAGUCUCCCCAGCACAUUUGUCUCUUAAGCUGAUAGCUAGGAGAGGGUCUUCAUCGCACGAACUGUAACUCAAGGCUUUCUCACCAAUGUGUGUUCCUCAUUUUUCCUUCUGAUGGAAUAUUUUAUUUAUUCAGCAUUAUGCUAAAAUAUGAACUAUAUUUAAGUUUCCUAUGUCAAGCCAACCCAUUUGGUAAAUUCCUGAUUUAUUCUCAUAAAAUCCCAUUGAAGGUUUCCCGGAUUUCCUGGAAUUUUGCAGCCCUAAAUCACACGUUUUCACAGCGUCUUAGGAAUGAACACUACAGUCCAAAAUGUCAGCUCUUCGGCGUUUAUAUUCAGUCUGCACUGUCACACCUACCUCCAACACACACACUUUUAAAAUGUCAAAACCCCAAACAGGACCUGUGCCCCGGCGCUUCGAGCAGCUUUUUGCGUUACAACUUGAACCCUCGACGAGGAAAAAGCAGGUACAAUGUCGAGCCACUUGGAAAAGCCUUUCAGGAUGGGAUGACGUUCCGACCACGUCCCACUGGUAUGAACUACAAUGACGGCUUUUAACUGUUACGACGAGCUCGUGGAUAGCCAAUAGUUGCGGUUUGUGAAUAUUCUUAAAGACUGAGCACUACUAAGGAGUCUUUUCUUUUGUGUGUGACUCGAGCUGUGAGUCGUCUUCCCUCGUCUCCUGCAACUUACAACUUAUUCAGCCGCAGUCAGUUGUCGCUUUAAAAGCACAACUGAGGAAAACAAAGACGGAGUUUCUUAUGACAGCUGCUAUGAUGUUUGCUACAGUAACCUUAAUCCAAAUUGUUGCAGUGAAUCUGGUGUAUUUUGAUUGGUUAGCAGUCCUGGCCAGUCACGUGACUGCCGCCAUCGUUCACAAGUCGCUUCUCCCUCCACGUUUGGCAAAGCUGGCGUGCCUUUCAUUCCUUUUUCAUGUUCACGCAAAGAAAAGAAUGCUUGUACGUCCUUGUGUGUGAGAAAUUGUUUACAUUUGCCUGUUUUUUUUCCUAGAAUAAAGAAAU